GACGAAGAGGAUCGAGGAGCCGUCGGCGAGAAUAAGACCUGCGAGCGGAACAAUCCACUCCGAUGGCGGCAGCGCUUCGUUCUGCGGCGAGGAAGAUCUGCGGUCACGCCUUUGAGCGGCCGCAGGCGCUUCUCAGGACGGCCGCUUCGGCUGCCAUCAAGGAGGAACAGCGGCGGCUGCUGCCAGGGGGAUUGGCCAUGGCCGAAGCUCACUUCCCCGGUUCACCUCCUCCGAAUCACCAAGUUUUGUUAAUAAUCAGAGCAAGGUUAUCAAGCGAGCGGUCAUUGAAGUCGCGCUCAUGUAGCUUAUUAUCAGUCCCCGAAGACAAACCACCUACUUACUUUGUGUUUUCAAGAUUUAUUUGUUUGGCAAUGAUGUCCUUGUAUAUCUUAACACUUGGUCGUGUGUCAAUCCUCUACUAUAAGUCAACCAUGAGUGCCGUAGAGGAUGAGUAGUUUGUCACAAUGUACUUGAACUUGGAUGUGUCAGAACUUGUAUUCCAUUCAGCUUUUACCUUAGCUAGCGCAUUAUGUCAUCCAUCUAUUUUGUCAUACAAGUGAA
This is a messenger RNA of Triticum urartu, 561 nucleotides long. The record is from RefSeq and is a predicted model, not a curated record. Lineage: Eukaryota; Viridiplantae; Streptophyta; Magnoliopsida; Poales; Poaceae.